GUGCACGAGUCUCCGCAGUGUCUAGGCUUAUGCUUGAGAAGCUGCAGCUUGUUAUGUUCAUGAAUUGACGUGCACAUACGUCAAAAUUCAAUCAUUCAAUCAAAUUUUACCACCAACACGCCAAAAAAAACACUUGCCGCCACCAGACUCGUUGGUGACAUCCUAGCGGCCAUACGUUACAGGGAACACCCGUCAAGAUGAUGCAGUCCGACGCUACCCGACAAAGUUCAUGAUACAAGCCAAGUAGAAAUGGACUUGGCUGAUUUAAAAAUUGAAUUGCGGCCGAAAAGAGUGUGUGCCAUGCCAUGCCCAACGGAAGCCGCGGAACUGUAGUGAGUGCUGAAUUACACGACGCUAUACAUAAGCGCGGGUUGCAACUUUUGACGACUGGUAUUCCCUCACGCGCCGCCGUCGAGGUCAUCGAGCAGGAACAACCACUUCCCUCUACUGGUGGAUUGCCGACUAGUCCCAUGGCGGCAGAAGGGAGUAGUUCUUCUGGCAGCGAAAAUUUGGAGGGCGAGGACACCUCCAUAAACAACUCUGUUGUGCACGAGUUUGAUUCACAACGUGAAGACCGCAUUGUCGAUCCACACGAGACUGAUGACGGCCAAGCAAUUCGGUAUGUUAACCGCGAUGAACCACGGUAUCCGGCAGUCGCCCAGUACAUACUGUCAUCAGAAACACCCAGCACGUCCACCUUUGAAACGCCCCUCCUGCCUCCAGAUUCACCUUCACCUUCACCUCAGUUCCGACAGACUCCCACACGCUCCUUAUCUUACAAUGCCAUCCACAACUAUGUAUCCUCCCCCUUGAACCCCAAUCCUUCCCUUUCGGCCCCAGGUUCUCCCCAGCCCAAUUUGCGUUUUCGGUCACAGUCGCGCCAGAGCAGCAUGCACUUCAACCGCGUAGCCUCGGAGGACUCCCAGGUCCUCGCCGGGUCCAACAUGGGAUCUCUUCCUGCUGGUCAGCGCGGUUCAAUGAUACUUUAUCGUCUAGCUGUAGAAGACGACCGUGGUACAUUGCUCAAACCGAAAGCACUCCCUAACCGUGAUUCGGUCCUUAGUACCUCAGAAGAUUCUAUUUUCUCACUCUCAUACGACAGCAAGUACCCUUCUGGUUCUUCGCAUGCACGUGGUACUCUCGUGCCCUAUGCCUAUGACCCAACCCUCGAUGAGCAAGAAGAGGAUGACCCCCUUCACGAUAUUAACGACCACCGCAUCUUCAACAGCAGUGGCUUCCCCCUCAGAGGUGUCCUCAACGUUGGUGUGCUCGUCCUCCUUAUUUUGGCUCUCCUCAGUCUCUUCAUCAUCUACCCCGUCCUCGACUAUUUCCAAAAUCAUGCCCAGACAGCUGUGACAACGGGAAACGUGCUUGUCAAUGGAACCGGUCAGGUUGCGGUUCUAUUUCAAAUGGCGGAACUCAUCGAUCCUGAUACGCCCAGUAGUGCAGCGACGCGGACGGGCUUUGACGGCCUCCCAUACGAGCUCGUCUUCUCGGACGAGUUCAACACCCCCAAUCGUACUUUCUGGCCAGGGGACGAUUCUUUUUGGGAAGCUGCCGAUAUCUGGUAUUGGAGUACGAGCGAUCAGGAGUGGUAUGACCCCGGCCAGAUAACAACAAAAGAUGGGUAUCUGAGCAUUGUCAUGGACCAGAACACCAAGAACGGUUUACCAUAUCGGAGCGGUAUGCUCCAGAGUUGGAACAAGUUUUGCUUCACACGUGGCUACAUCGAAGUGUCAGUCAGUUUACCGGGGCCGAAUCAGGAGACUCAGGGUUAUUGGCCGGGUGCAUGGACAAUGGGUAAUCUUGCACGCCCGGGAUAUGGAGCCACGACAGACGGCGUGUGGCCUUACUCCUAUGACUCCUGUGAUGUUGGCACGUUCCCGAACCAGACGGAGCCGGAUGGUUCUGGACCUGCUGCUGCUCUCCACUCGAACGCCUCGAGGUCCAAGUACGAUUAUGAGCUAUCAUGGCUAUCGGGACAGCGUCUCUCUUCAUGUACAUGCCCAGGAGAAGACCAUCCCGGACCAUCCGUGAAUGUUGGUCGUGGUGCCCCUGAAAUCGAUAUUCUCGAGGUUGAGCGUAACCAGCUGGGCUCGGGGCAGGUCGUCUCGCAGUCCGGCCAGUUCGCGCCCUUCACGCACGACUAUCUCUACCUCAAUGACACCCAGGAUAACUGGAACAUUAACACGCCUGAAAUCACAACUCCAAAUAGCUAUCGAGGGAGUGCGGUCCAACAAGCAGUAUCUGCAUUAACCGUUCUUCCUGAUAAUAUUUUCCAAGAAUCUGGCGCGCAGUUCACGACCCUCGGCUUUGAGUAUUGGUCGGAUCCCUCAAAUCCUUCAGAUGGAUACAUCACAUGGCAGACAGCCGGCGUCCAGUCUGCGCAUCUCGGUGCAGGAGCACUUGGUCCUGAUCCUUUACCAGAUGGCACAGGCGUAUCGCAACGGUUGAUCUCUGUAGAACCAAUGUCUAUCGUCCUCAACUUGGGCAUAUCACCAAAUUGGCAAACGAUUGAUCUGAGCACGAUGAUCUUCCCUGCUGAGAUGCGUGUCGACUACGUGCGUGUGUAUCAGCGGAAAGGGCAGACGAAUGUCGGGUGCAGCCCCACAGACUAUCCUACGGAGGACUAUAUCAAGCGGCAUAUGGAUUCGUAUAUGAAUCCUAAUCUUACGUCGUGGAAUUAUCAAAAACCGAAGAACAGCUUGUAUUCCGGGGGGUGCUAG
Molecule: messenger RNA, 2726 nt
Organism: Suillus paluster
Lineage: Eukaryota; Fungi; Basidiomycota; Agaricomycetes; Boletales; Suillaceae
Product: beta-glucan synthesis-associated
Exons: 12
Coding region: 306-2726 (806 amino acids)
Biological process (GO): fungal-type cell wall organization; (1->6)-beta-D-glucan biosynthetic process
Cellular component (GO): plasma membrane; endoplasmic reticulum membrane
Molecular function (GO): glucosidase activity
Source: RefSeq, a predicted model, not a curated record